Messenger RNA from Rhinichthys klamathensis goyatoka, 805 nucleotides. It is a transcript of the gene spmap2, whose product is annotated as sperm microtubule associated protein 2. The record is from RefSeq and is a predicted model, not a curated record. The transcript has 6 exons. The coding region runs from base 64 to 789 and encodes 241 amino acids. Gene Ontology annotation, biological process: spermatogenesis. NCBI's taxonomy places the organism in Eukaryota, Metazoa, Chordata, Actinopteri, Cypriniformes, Leuciscidae.
UUUCUGUUCCAGAGUUCGGCUAUUGUAAGCUGUUGUGUUUAGUGAGCAGGAACGCGCUUCACCAUGGCCACGCGCACAGACCGCCUCGCGCAGCCCAAAGCAAACCUACUCAGAUUCCCAGACAGGCGCUCAGUAUACUGGCUUGAUGAACUACCAACCAGGUCAAAGAACAUCUCCACAACGGCCUUUGAACUGACUCCUCGAUUGGAGCAGCUCGCCCAGAGCAAACAAUCAAGCCGUUUCUUUAAGGAGAGCAGAAGGUCACCGGAGUGGAUGGUUAGUGCGGCGGCUCUAAAAGCAUGUCCUUCUCAAAGAGUGUGUUCACUGGCUUCGCCUCGUGUGCCUGUUGAUGGAUGGCAGCCUGAUCGCCCCCUUCUGGCUCCUUUGAGUUACGCGGUUAAAACUGCCAAGCUGAGUCCUAGGAUAUGUGAUUUAGCUCAACCCAAGCGAGGCAAGAUGGUGUUGACUCAAGCACCCAGCGUGGAUUCAAGCACCCACGCGUCUGGCGUUCCCACCCCACCCUCCUCACGAAUACUGCAGCUGGCCUCUCCUAAACAGGUUCACGCAGAGCACGCUCUCGCCAGGCCGGUGUCUGGGCCGGUUCCGGAUCGUGUCCUGAAGGCUGUAGCCAGCGAGAGUCUGCAGACGCUGGCUCGACCCAAGACACGCCAGGCCCUGUUUGAGGGGUACGACCCCUACCGGGUCAGUCCCGCCGCCCGGGCCGCCACCGCCUCCCCCAGACUGAUGGAGCUGUCUUUACCCUUACCACGCAAGUGUAAAAGCCAAUAAACCAUCAUCCCUCCAU